AUGGCGUCUCAUCUCGCAAAUAUCUUCGGAACAGAGCAAGAUCGCGUUAACUGUUCUUUCUACUACAAAAUAGGUGCCUGCCGACAUGGUGAUAGGUGCUCUAGGAAACACAUUCGGCCCCCAUUUUCCCAAACAAUUCUUCUGCCCAAUGUCUAUCACAACCCUGCUCAUGACCCCGUCUGCAAAUUGACGGAGAAGGAACUUCAAGAGGGCUUUGAUGCCGUUUAUGAAGAUCUGUACUGUGAACUUUCGAAGUUUGGACAUCUUCUGGAGUUGCAUGUAUGUGACAACGUAGGGGAUCAUCUUAUUGGCAAUGUCUACGCUCGAUUUGAGUGGGAGACCGAGGCCCAGGCAGCUGUUGAUAAUCUGAAUGAUCGUUGGUACGCAGGACGGCCGCUGUAUGCAGAGUUAUCACCGGUCACAGAUUUCCGCGAAGCUUGUUGCCGUCAAAAUGAAAACGGAGAAUGCAAUCGUGGGGGCUUUUGCAACUUCAUGCACUUGCGGCUUGCUUCGAAAGAACUGGUGUCUAGUUUGCGGGCGGGCCAAAGGUUGGAAAGAAGGCUGCACCCACCGAAAACCGAGAGUGGCGGAGGAUGGGAGCCCAGCAACAGAAAACGUGAGGGCGGUCGCGGCAGAAGCGCGAGUCCGACUAGGAAUGGGGGGGAAGACAGAUGGACGAGAAAAUGA
Molecule: messenger RNA, 687 nt
Organism: Desarmillaria tabescens
Lineage: Eukaryota; Fungi; Basidiomycota; Agaricomycetes; Agaricales; Physalacriaceae
Exons: 5
Coding region: 1-687 (228 amino acids)
Biological process (GO): mRNA splicing, via spliceosome
Cellular component (GO): spliceosomal complex; U2AF complex
Molecular function (GO): metal ion binding; pre-mRNA 3'-splice site binding
Source: RefSeq, a predicted model, not a curated record